UCUACAAAGGAACCAGCGAGCGGGCUCGUCCAGCCGAAAAGGCAGGAACUCUGGUACCCAGCAAAAAUGUCCGACAAAAGCCCCUUCGAAACGGAUAUGCUGACUCUCACACGAUUUGUGAUGGAGAAGGGACGCCGCGUGAAAGGAGCGACAGGGGAGCUGACACAGCUGCUCAACUCCAUGCUGACUGCCAUAAAGGCCAUUUCCUCCGCAGUCAGAAAGGCAGGCCUUGCCCACAUGUUUGGUAUAGCUGGCACUGUGAAUGUGACCGGUGACGAAGUGAAGAAGCUGGACGUAUUAUCCAACUCCCUGGUGAUUAAUAUGCUCCAGUCCUCCUACAGCACCUGUGUCCUGGUCACGGAGGAGAACAAGGAGGCCAUCAUCACCCCAAAAGACAAGCGGGGUAAAUAUGUGGUGUGCUUUGACCCCCUUGACGGCUCAUCCAAUAUUGACUGCUUGGCACCGAUAGGAACAAUAUUUGCUAUCUACAAAAAGGAAACAGAUGACGAGCCCUCUGAAAAAGAUGCUUUGCAGCCCGGGCGCAAUAUUGUUGCUGCAGGCUAUGCCUUGUACGGCAGUGCUACGCUGGUCGCCCUCUCCACAGGGCAAGGGGUGGACUGCUUCAUGCUGGAUCCGGGUCUCGGUGAAUUUAUUUUGGUGGACAGAGAUGUUAAAAUCAAGAAGAAAGGGAAGGUAUACAGUCUCAAUGAAGGUUAUGCAAAGUAUUUCGAACCUGCAAUGACAGAAUAUCUACAAAAGAAGAAAUUCCCUGAGGAUGGCAGUUCCCCCUAUGGUGCCAGGUAUGUGGGCUCCAUGGUAGCUGAUGUUCACCGUACAUUGAUGUAUGGUGGAAUCUUCAUGUAUCCUGCAAAUCAGAAGAGUCCUAAAGGAAAGCUCCGACUUCUCUAUGAGUGCAACCCCAUGGCUUUCAUCAUUGAGCAGGCAGGUGGGAUGGCGACUACAGGGACUGAGGCAGUGCUGGAUGUCAAACCUGAGAAUAUUCACCAGAGAGUCCCUCUUAUCCUCGGUUCUCCAGAGGAUGUGCAAGAAUACCUCGCUUGUGUACAGAAACAUCAGAAGAGCAGCUAAGGGCUUUUCCACAUCAGACCUUGCUCCUCUGCCUUCAGUCUGCAGGAAAAUCCAUACCUUUCAAGAUGGUGGUUUCUAGCAAUUAACAUCCAUCUCUCAGUGAAAAUCCCACUUCAUGAGAACAAGAAAAAAGUGAGAAUGGUUGAUGGGAAAAACAAAGAUUUAAUUCCACCAUGCAGACAAGUGUAAAAAUCCUUUAACUCUGAUUUAUGCCAUGCAAAUGUAAAGACAGAGGCCUGAUUAUUUAACAAAAGUGACUUAAUUUAUAUAGUAUUAACAAAAAGAAGGGGAUUAUAUCAGUUCAUCCAUUUGAUCUGAAGCUUUGUGUCUGAUAGUACUUGGUUGGCAUUGUUUGAGACAGGAUUUUCACAUCAACAUUCACAAUGCCAUUAUCUGGAUUUUCUGCUAGAGGUUUUGUUGCAAGUGCUUUUUAUCUUG
Molecule: messenger RNA, 1527 nt
Organism: Calidris pugnax (ruff)
Lineage: Eukaryota; Metazoa; Chordata; Aves; Charadriiformes; Scolopacidae
Product: fructose-1,6-bisphosphatase isozyme 2
Exons: 7
Coding region: 67-1089 (340 amino acids)
Biological process (GO): sucrose biosynthetic process; fructose 6-phosphate metabolic process; fructose metabolic process
Cellular component (GO): cytosol; cytoplasm
Molecular function (GO): fructose 1,6-bisphosphate 1-phosphatase activity
Source: RefSeq, a predicted model, not a curated record